UUUCAGAGAUGAAUAGAAUGGAUUCCCUUUCGUUCUUCUAGCGGGGAAUGAUUUUUAACUUUGAAUUUCGGUGACAACGCUUUCAGAGCCUUGCAACUAUGGCUGAUGGCGCCGAUUCGGGGAUUUUCGGAUGUUUAAUUGCGACCAUGCUUCGAUGACCAGCGCCGAGGAGAUUUCACGAUGUAACGAGACAAAAAUAUAAUGCAUUUUCCGAGCUGCUUUCAUUGUUAGAAAAUAAAAAGAAUCAAGCGGGAGAAAACCCGAACACCGUUCUCUUCUUCCCAGUACACUGCAGAAUCAGGACUACGAAACGCGGCAAUGACUCAACUCCCGGACAAACAAACGGCCCUUACCUUUGGAAGUGAUGGAAACUUGCGGGUCUCUCACGAAGCCCAGGUGGCCACACUCAAGCCAGACAUGAUUAUUGUUAAAACAGCAGUGGUAUCGGUGAAUCCUGUCGACACCAAGAUGGAAGCUGGGUUUUCAAAACCUGGCCUGAUCGGAGGGUGUGACUUUGCCGGUGUUGUUGUGGCAGUGGGCUCAGGGGUAAAACGAGAUGUCAAAGUUGGUGACCGAGUUAGCGGCGCAGUGAUGGGAUCUGAUCCACUGGACCCUUCGUCUGGAGCUUUUGCAACUUAUGUCAGUGCCCCGGCGGACAUCACUCUGACUCUUCCCGAAAAUGUUCCCUGGUCUGUCGGUGGAGCGAUGUCCACUAUCUGGUUCACUGCUGGCCAAGCCUUGUUCCAAAAUCUCCUGGCAGAACUAGAUGUCUGGCCAAUACUACGCCCGGCAAAGGAACCCAAAACUGUUCUUGUUUACGGCGGAAGUACUUCAGUAGGGACAACGGCGAUUCAACUUCUCAAACUCGCGGGCCUCCGCCCCAUAACAACUUGUUCUCCCAAAAACUAUGAGCUAGUUAAGAGCUACGGAGCGGAAGAAGUCUUCGAUUAUCGCUCCCCAACCUGUGCUGAAGACAUCAAAAAGGCAACCAGAAACAACUUGAAAUAUGCGCUCGACUGCAUCUCGACGAAGGGUUCGAUUGAUAUCUGCUAUGGUGCCAUUGGCCGUGCUGGCGGUCACUACACCUCGUUAGAUCCUUUCUGGGAGUCAACAGCACAUACUAGGAAGGCCAUCAAGGCUACCUGGAUUGUGGGCAUAUCAAUGCUGGGUAAAGACAUUGCCUGGCCACCACCUUAUGAACGGCCAGGCAGCGAGGAAACAAGGGCGUUCGGCGGGAAACUGGCUCAAAUCCUCCAGCAAAUACUCGAUGAGAAAAAGAUGAAGCCGCAUCCGCUUAGAAUCAAGGAACAGGCAACAUGGGAUAACGUCCUCGAGGGGCUGGACGAGGUGAAAUCAGGAAGAGUAUCAGGGGAGAAGCUUGUUUUCGUUUUCUGAGCUGUUACUUCACGAUGUAGUAUAAUCUUGCAACCCUAUCCGAAUACAGCGCUCAAGGAACUUGUGAAUUUCUCGAGCUAACCAAUCUUAGACAAUAUCGUGCUCAUGUCCUCUGUCAAUGGAGUUCCAUCUUCGUAGCCAGCACAGGGAUAUCCUAGCUUGUUGGCGAUGUGACUCCCAGGACCGGCGUGUCGGCCAUUCCUAGCUAUAGAAAUUGGAAAUCAUUUGCGCAGGUAAGGUAUCAUGACACGAUCAGCAACUAAUCUCACCGAGAAUUCUAGACAGUCAUGUCUUUUUUUUAACCCGAUGCGAAUGCUAGU
Trichophyton rubrum CBS 118892 is the source of this 1715-nucleotide messenger RNA. RefSeq lists its product as uncharacterized. The transcript has a single exon. The record is from RefSeq and is a predicted model, not a curated record. Gene Ontology annotation, molecular function: oxidoreductase activity, acting on NAD(P)H. NCBI's taxonomy places the organism in Eukaryota, Fungi, Ascomycota, Eurotiomycetes, Onygenales, Arthrodermataceae. The coding region runs from base 319 to 1395 and encodes 358 amino acids.